AUGGACUUUGCUUCUGCACGCUUGGCGAUUUUGAAGGUGCUGAGGGCUGCGCACGCGGAGGAGGUGCCCCGCCUGUUGCAUUGGAUAAAAUCGAGUAAUGACUUUGAUGAAUUUAGAUCCACUAAUGAUGAUGUUCUUCUCAGAAGUAUUGCUGAAGAUCUUCGGCGUUUUUUGCCCACUGAGGCAAUGCUUGCUUCUGAGCCCUUUGCCAUUCAAAAACUGCAUCAGCAACCAAAACCUACCGUGCAUGUUGAUGCAUUCCUUUAUGAUGAUGAAAGUAUUGAUUCUUUAUGUGAAGAAGGAAAGAUGAGCAGAAACUACUGUCUAAUUUGUGGUUCUCAUCAGACAGCACCAUUAGAGUUCAUUUCCCAUUCCUUUUCCGUCUCAGAACUGAAAUUUCUCUACCAGCAUGUUCUACCUGAUUUGACAGGGAAGGUUGUGAUUGACGUUGGCUCCAGGCUUGGUGCAGUACUGUUUGGGGCCUACUUUUACAGCUCAGCAUCUCAAAUCUAUGGUGUUGAAAUGAAUGCAGAAUUUUGCCAAUUGCAAGGAAUUAUUGUGGCCAAAUACCAACUCAGUGAAAGAAUAAAGGUGCUUCACGCAGACAUUUGUACCCAGGCCUCACUGCUUCAGAAUGCUGAUGUUGUUGUAAUGAAUAAUGUCUUUGAAUAUUUCCUUGACAAAGAGGAACAGGCCAGAUCCUGGGAAUUUAUCAGUCAAAAUGUAAAAAAGAAAGGAUCGUUAUUGGUCACAGUCCCAAGUCUUGAUGAAUCUUUAUCAAAUCUUCAGGUGAACAUUCAGCUCAGCCAGUGGGUAGAAGCAGUGCCGUUAAUCUAUGAUGUAUUUUUGGAAGAAGAUGGUGAUAUAGAAGCUCUUAAACAAAUUUACUUAUAUAAGAUUCUAUAGUAUAAAUACUUAUUCAAACUGUAGAAUUGUGGUUCAUAUAGCCGUCUUUUUUUUAUGAGCACUAUGUAGAGGCUGUGCCCUUUCCAGUGGACAAAAUGAAAAGGCAGAGAUGUGCACUUGGUUAUGUUAAAGAGCAUCUGAUUGGUUCAUCUUAAUGAAAAGACCAUGCUUAAAGAGCAAAAAAUGCUGCCGUGCUACUUUUUAAUGGAUUUUGUCUUUUUUUGAGUACUGAAUAUGAUAAUGUAUCGUUUUGAUGUAUAUUUAUGUCAGCUGCUGAUUUUUAAAAAAUUUCUACUGGCUUUUUUAUUUCUACUGGCUUUUAAAUAUGUAGAUAUAGUUAUUUUUGUUACCAAAUUGUGUUUACAUUUUGUAAGCCCCCUGAUAGUAGAGAUUUCAA
Eublepharis macularius is the source of this 1303-nucleotide messenger RNA. RefSeq lists its product as uncharacterized. The record is from RefSeq and is a predicted model, not a curated record. Bases 1 to 906 code for a protein of 301 amino acids. NCBI's taxonomy places the organism in Eukaryota, Metazoa, Chordata, Lepidosauria, Squamata, Eublepharidae. The transcript has 8 exons. Gene Ontology annotation, molecular function: S-adenosylmethionine-dependent methyltransferase activity.